AUUCAGUAGAAUAAAAAGCAGACAAUGAGUGGAGUAAUAUGGUGUUUUAUCUGCUUAUUAUGUGGAGUUCUUGGAGCGAGACCCAAAAAUUCGGAGGGCACUGGAACCACAGAUAGCACCGUAGAAACGGAUUCAACUACUUCCGGCGUGGAAUAUGGCCUAAUUACGGGCAACUUGAGUCUCUGUGGGAAUGUGGCGGAUAAUGUGUUCCUACCAUUUGUGGGUGACUGCAAUAGGUACUACCUCUGUCGCUCUGGCCAAGCCAUAGAACUCCAAUGCGAGUGGCCUUACGAGUUCAAUGCGAAUACCCAGAGCUGUGUGAAUCCCGGCGAGGCUGAUUGUAUGUCCACCUGCGAGGCCUUUCAUUUCAGCACCUUUAGUUACCAGAGAACCUGUACGAGGUACGUGCUGUGCUACUACGGAAAACCUGUUCUACGGCAGUGCCAGGAUGGCCUGCAGUACAACUCUGUAACAGAUCGCUGCGACUUCCCCCAAAAUGUGGAUUGCGUGGAGUCCGAGUGUUCCAUCUACUCCAAUGCGUAUCAUCUGCGCUAUGUUCCCAGCAAGGUUUCCUGCGAGAAGUACUUCCUCUGCGGCAACGGCAUUCCCAGGGAGCAAUUCUGUACCGAUGGCCUCCAUUUUAGCACCAAGUGCGAUUGCUGCGAUCUUCCAGCAAAAGCGGACUGCCAGAUUUCAGCUGUGCAAGGAAAAGUGCGGCAGCUUCCACGUCUUUCACCUCUCACUACUGAGGGAAUCUGCCCCCCAUACGGCGUCCAUUUCUAUGUCCAUGAGUCUCGACAGGAUGCCUAUUACUAUUGCGUGGAUGGACAUGGUUUGGUUCUGGAUUGUUCGGCGGGUCUUUGGUACGAUCCCAAGGUUCAGGAGUGCCGUGAACCCAAGAAUGUGGGCCUGUAACUCUAACCCCACC
Drosophila erecta is the source of this 928-nucleotide messenger RNA. RefSeq lists its product as uncharacterized. The transcript has 4 exons. NCBI's taxonomy places the organism in Eukaryota, Metazoa, Arthropoda, Insecta, Diptera, Drosophilidae. The record is from RefSeq and is a predicted model, not a curated record. Gene Ontology annotation, cellular component: extracellular region. Bases 25 to 915 code for a protein of 296 amino acids. Gene Ontology annotation, molecular function: chitin binding.